This is a messenger RNA of Bombina bombina (fire-bellied toad), 8406 nucleotides long. It is a transcript of the gene BAZ2B, whose product is annotated as bromodomain adjacent to zinc finger domain 2B. The transcript is spliced from 37 exons. NCBI's taxonomy places the organism in Eukaryota, Metazoa, Chordata, Amphibia, Anura, Bombinatoridae. Gene Ontology annotation, molecular function: DNA binding; protein binding. The record is from RefSeq and is a predicted model, not a curated record. The coding region runs from base 626 to 7123 and encodes 2165 amino acids.
ACAAUAUUUAUGUUUAUAAGCGCUCUGGCACCAAGCACCCCAAUGAUAGAAGAACCCCGAUAGGAAUAGUUUUAGACGUAAAAAAAAGUUUGCCUUGGAAUAAAAAAAUAAAAAAUAAAACGUAUUAAAUGAUGGUUUACUCGUAUUUUGAUACCUAAAUUACAGAAAACACAUUUUUUUACUGUGUACAGUAAAGGAAGAUUACCAAAAUGUGAUCAAGCUAGACAUUUCUCCUUUUUUUCAUGCUCUCUGCUUAACAGCAACUUUCAUUGUUAGAGGCUUGUUGGUUGACGUCACUUUUGGUUCAUGAAGCUUUGCCUUGAAGUGAAGCUGAAUAAACCUUGAGAAGAAUCUCCUUCAAUCUGCUGCAAGGAACUAAACAGACACACACACAUAGAGGGAGCACAAUUACACCCUCUUCCUUUAUGUCCUUUCCCACCGCUCCUGGAGAAGGAGGAACAGAGAGACACACAAAAAAGAGACUGGGAAGAAAGCAAAUAACCUUCCAUCACUUCUUCCUAAAAAAAAAAGUCCUAAAUCUCAGCAUCCGGAGAAGACCCCACGGCAUUUCUGAACAGAAGCUUUGAAAACAGUGAUGUCAUAGAAGGAAUACAUUCUUUACAAUAUGGAGUCUGCUGAGAGGUUAACAGCACCAACUCCAUCAUCAGCAACUUCUUCCUCGCCUGCAACACCAUCUGUAGCCGCAGUGGUAUCUAAAGGAGGCCUCUCUUCUGGUGUUACACCUCUGAGCUCUACAAUCACUGCCUGUGGGCACUUAUUUCGAACAUCUGGAGAUCAGCCGUUCAAUCUAUCGAGUGCCUUUCCAAUGGUCAGUCACCCUAUCUUCGGGCUACAUGCAGCCAGCUCAGGGCAUUCUGAAUUUGGUGGUUUGGGGACACUUGGUACACCCACAGCCUUGGCAGCACACCCACAGCUGACACCCUUUCCAGAAUGGUGGCGUACGACUGAUGCACACACUCGUGCUGCCUUUUUCCCCCCACUGCUCGGAAUCCCUCCUUUGUUCUCUCCUCAAGCCCAGAACCAUGACUCUUCUUUCCAUCUCCGAAAAUCUACAAAAAAUGGUCGUGUGGGAGCUGAGAAAGGUAUAAAUGGAUCUAUGAAUGGAAGUAGCCCAACUCUAGUGACAAGCAACUGCACAUCUGUAUUAUCAACCACUACCGCAAGUACUGUAGGACAAGUAAAGACUGUGAGCUCAGGAGGAUCAGGUGGUCGCUCAUGUAAACAGGAACAGAGCAAAUCUGAUAAUAGAAGUGAAAAACCUAAAGAUAAGCAAAAACAGAGAAAGAACGUUGAAAGCUCCAGUGACAGCGAUUCUGGUUCAUCUUCUGAUACAUCUAGUGAAGGACUAAGUAGCAGUGAUUCUGAGGAUUUGGAGGAUGAAGAAGACCAAAGUAUUGAAGAGAGUGAUGAGGAUGAUUCUGAUUCAGAAAAUGAAGCACAAUCUAAAAACAAAAGCAAGGUGCUAAUACAAAAUUUAUCAGACCUGAAAACUAAUGGAAGCAAAACAGAGAAGCCCCAUGAGAAAAGAACACACCAGCAGAUACCUCUUCUUUCUGACACCCAGACUCGCUUACCAUUCCAGUCCCAGCAAAAACAUUCUCAGGUUUUGUCUCAGCAUCUUCCCUUUGUUUUCCAAAGCACUCAGGCCAAGGAGGAGGCUGUGAACAAACAUACAAGUGUAAUACAGUCUACUGGAUCGGUCUCUAAUGUGAAGCCUUUGUCUAUGGUAAAUCAGUCCAUUAAGGAGUUAGGUUUGAAAUUAGAAGCCCCCUCUUCUGAAGGACUCAAAGCUGGGAAAAAAAAUACCUCUGAAGAAUCUAAUGCUUUACCCAGUGACUUGAGAAUAAAAAGGGAUCAACACAAACUAACAUUCCCAUCACAGUUAAACAAGCCACAGGAGGGUUCCAAGCACCAGAAAAAGGUUAUUACAACAUUACCGGUUUCCAGCCCUGCUCCUAGCCCUUUAGGUCACCAACCAACAUCUUUAGAGAACAAUCACUCUAACCCAUUCUUGACAAAUGCACUGAUAGGUAACCACCAACCAAAUGGAGUAAUCCCUUGCAUGAUGCAAGAUGCUCCCUUAGCACUUACUACAAAAUCAAAGAGCCAGAGUAAAAUAAAUGAGAACACUGUUACUUCUGCUGGCUCUCAGUUCCUCUCCCCAUUGAAUCUGAGUUCUUGUGUGAAAAACAAUUCUUCCAGCAAACAGUCGCUUGGACCUAUAGGGUCUCCCGUAUUACAAAGUCUUUGUAAAGAGAAAGUACCAGGCAAUAAUUCUACACCAGCAAUAAAAACUUCCCAUCGACUCAGUGUUGCAAAGUCACUGCUGGAAAAAUUUAGAGGAACAGACUCAGAUAUUCCUAGUAGCAAAGAUUCUGAUGACUCAAAUGAAGAAGAUGAUGAUGAAGAAGAGGAUGAUGAAGAUGAGGACGAAGAAGAUGAAGAUGAUGAUUCUGAUAGUCAAUCAGAAUCGGACAGUAAUUCCGAAUCUGACUCUGAAGGAUCAGAAGAUGAUGAUGAAGAUGAUGAUAAAGAUCAAGAUGAAUCCGACAGUGAUACGGAGGGCGAGAAAACCCCAAUAAAAUUUAAUAAGUCUGCUCCAACUGUUAACAGCACAAGCAACAGUAUUACAGCUCACUCUUCUCCCUUAAACUUACAAGUCAUAAAAAGCCCAGGAUCUGCCUCAGCUGCACACUGUCCUGAAACUCAGUCACCAGACUUUCUGGCUACAGCUUCAUCUCUCAGCCCAAGUACACCAUGUGGUUCAAGUAAAAGGCGAAGAGUAACAGAUGAACGGGAACUACGUAUUCCCCUGGAAUAUGGCUGGCAAAGAGAGACAAGAAUAAAGAAUUUUGGGGGCCGUCUUCAAGGAGAAGUAACUUAUUUUGCUCCAUGUGGAAAGAAAUUUAGACAGUACCCAGAAGUUAUGAAGGGAAUGCAGUGGUGUCUAUUGAAAGAAGAUGAAAUUGGACCACGAUUACGAGCUAUGGAGGGGCGCAGGGGGCGUCCACCAAAUCCAGAGAAACAGCUUGCUAAAGAAGAGUCCAGAAUGAGACGUCGAAAAGGACGACCACCCAACGUGGGAAGCCCUGAAUUUCUGGUUAAUGAUGAAGCAAAGUUGUUAAGGAAGCUUCAAGCUCAAGAAAUUGCAAGACAAGCAGCACAACUCAAACUUCUUCGAAAGCUUCAAAAGCAAGAACAAGUUCGAUUAGCUAAGGAAGCAAAGAAACAGCAAGCCAUUAUGGUUGCUGAAGAGAAACGAAAGCAGAAAGAACAAAUAAAGAUACUGAAACAACAGGAAAAAAUCAAGAGAAUUGAGCAAAUAAGAAUGGAAAAAGAACUUCGUGCUCAGCAAAUCUUAGAGGCUAAAAAGAAAAAGAAGGAAGAAGCGGCAAAUGCCAAAAUAUUGGAAGCCGAGAAACGAAUAAAGGAGAAGGAAAUGAGAAGGCAGCAAGCAGUUCUUCUGAAACACCAGGAGUUGGAGAGGCAUAGACUAGAUAUGGUAUGGGAAAGAGAGAGGAGAAGACAACAUGUGAUGCUAUUGAAAGCUGUGGAAGCACGUAAAAGAGCUGAAGAAAAGGAACGUUUAAAGCAAGAAAAGCAAGAUGAAAAACGGUUAAAUAAAGAACGCAAACUCGAGCAGCGAAGAUUAGAGCUGGAGUUGGCCAAGGAACUUAAAAAGCCAACUGAAGAUAUGUGCUUAGCAGACCAAAAGCCUUUGCCAGAGUUACCCCGCAUCCCAGGGCUUGUUCUGUCUGGCAGUACAUUUUCCGAUUGUCUCAUGGUUGUACAAUUUCUGCGUACCUUUGGUAAAGUACUAGAUUUUGACUUGCACUCGGAUAUCCCCAGAUUAAAUGUUCUUCAAGAAGGUUUAUUAAAUAUUGGCGACAGCUUAGGAGAAGUACAGGAUUUAUUGGUGAGACUGUUAUCAGCUGCUGUUUGUGAUCCAGGAGUUCCACCAGGAUACAAGGCUAAAACUGCACUUGGAGAGCAUGUAAUGAAUAUUGGUAUAAACCGGGACAAUGUGUCAGAGAUUCUUCAGAUAUUUAUGGAAGCCCAUUGUUGUCCAUCUGAGCUUACAGAAAGUCUUAAGACCAAAGCAUUCCAGGCACACACUCCAGCACAAAAAGCAUCAAUUCUUGCAUUUCUGGUUAAUGAGCUAGCAUGUAGUAAAAGUGUAGUCAGUGAAAUUGAAAAAAAUAUUGAUCAUAUGUCAAAUUUAAGGAGAGAUAAGUGGAUGGUUGAAGGCAAACUUCGCAAGCUUAGAAUAAUCCAUGCAAAAAAGACAGGAAAGAGAGACUCCAUUGCAGGUGGUGAAGGAGGGGAGGAGCAAAACCCCUUAGGGACCCCUACACCAGGCAGGAAGCGCAGGAGGAAGGGAACAGACAGCGACUAUGAUGAUGAUGACGAUGAAGAUAGUGAUGAGCAAGCAGAAGAUGAGGAUGAAGACGACGACGACAAAAAGGGGAAAAAGACAGAAACGUGUGAUGAUGAGGAUGAUGGGGACCAAACUGCAACAGUAGAGGAGCUGGAGAAGCAAAUUGAAAAACUGCUGAAGCAACAGAACCAGUAUAGAAAUAAACUAUUUGAAUCGUCACAUUCUUUGCGAUCAAUGAUGUUUGGUCAGGAUCGUUACAGACGGAGGUACUGGAUUCUUCCACAGAGCAGUGGCAUUUUUGUUGAAGGCAUGGAGAGUGGUGAAGGUCCAGAAGAAAUGGCAAAGGAACGAGAGAGGAAACGAAAAGCGGAGAAUCUCCAGAUAAAAGAAGAGACAUUUGAAUGUUUUGAAGAGAAAAUAAACUGUUUGAAUCAAAGUAAUGGUGAACAAAAAGACUGUAAAGAGAAGGACAGCACCAAUUUGUUUCUGCAGAAGCCUGGCUCCUUCUCAAAACUUAGUAAACUGCUAGAAGUAGCAAAAAUGCCUCCAGAAAUGGAUGUUAUAACCCCUAAAACAAAUGUUGCCCCAAAUGGAUGCUCCCUACCCUACCAUACUAUUGUAAGGAGUACACCUGUCAUCUUGCAAACAAACUCAACACAGAGGAACCCUGAAAAGACAGUUGACUUGAAUCCUUUUUCUCCUAUAGGAAGUGGGUCAGCAAAAUUCUACAGUUCACCUAUAGUUCAGAACGAAGAGCUGCUAAAGACUCUUACAGACAAAAGUAGGCAGUGGUUCAGUCUUCUCCCAAGGACACCAUGUGAUGAUACAUCACUAACACACAUAGAUUCAUCUGGUUCUUUUUCUUCAGCCCCACAGUCCCGGAUUCAGUCCCAGCCCCCGUCACCUGCCCCGUCUCCAAUAGCAAAUUCUUCUUCUGUACAGAGUAGUAUGGGGUUAACUCCUUUUGCAUUGUCACCUCUUCAGAUAAAGACUGGAAUGCCUCUGAUGGGACUUCAGUUUUGUGGAUGGCCCUCGACAGUUGUUCCUGCAAAUCUUCAAUUCUCACCUUCAAUGUCUGUCCUGGGAUUAGGAUUAACAGAUGGAAAUGGUCAUUCUUUUCUUUCUCCAAAUAUCCAGUCAAGCAAAAGUGAAUCUCCAGUGCCACAGAGUGAUAAAUCAGCAUGCACACCUUCCUCUUCAGUUGAGUUACCAAAACCAGUAGAUUACCCUAGUCCACGACCUAUACCGGAAGAAAUGCAGUUUGGAUGGUGGAGAAUAACAGAUCCAGAAGAUCUGAAAUCUUUAUUAAAAGUGCUUCAUCUUAGAGGUAUAAGAGAGAAGUCUUUACAAAAGCAAAUUCAGAAGCAUUUGGAUUAUAUUACUCAUGGCUGUUUAAAAAAUAAAGAUGCUGCCUUAAUAGAAAUGAAUGGACAUAACGAAUAUCAUAUUACACGAGAUAUUGUAGAGAACUGGUCUGUGGAGGAACAGGAAAUGGAGAUAGACAUAAACAUUCUUCAGCAGGUUGAAGACCUUGAAAGGAGAAUUGCUUCAGCUAGUUUGCAAGUGAAGGGUUGGAUGUGUCCUGAGCCUGCCUCUGAGAGAGAAGACUUGGUAUAUUAUGAACAUAAGUCCGUUACAAAAUGGCAUUUGGAUCAUGAUGGUGAACAUUCCACAGAACAAGAAGAAAAUUCAAAUGCCAUAGAACGAAAGAGCGACAAUCCUAUAGAUAUAGCAGUAACCAGACUCAUUGACUUGGAGAGGAACAUAGAGAGAAGGUAUCUGAAGAGCCCCUUAAGUACCACCAUUCAGAUCAAACUGGAUAAUGUGGGCACAGUUACUGUCCCUGCUCCUGCACCAUCUAUUAGUGGUGAUGGUGACGGGACUGAAGAUGACAUUGCUCCAGGUCUUAAAGUUUGGAGGAAGGCACUGUCAGAGGCUCGGAGCGCAUCACAAGUAUCACUGUGUGUUCAGCAACUCCAAAAAUCAAUUGCAUGGGAAAAAUCUAUCAUGAAAGUUUUUUGCCAAAUCUGCCGCAAAGGGGAUAAUGAGGAAUUGUUGCUGCUUUGUGAUGGUUGUGAUAAAGGCUGUCAUACCUACUGCCACAGACCCAAAAUCACGGCUAUACCUGAAGGCGACUGGUUUUGUCCUGCUUGUAUUGCCAAGGCAAGUGGACAUACCCCAAAAGUGAAGAAAUCUAAUCUGAAAGGGAAAAAAAGUUCUGAGCCCAAGAAAGGCAAAAAGCUACCGUCAGAUACAAAUGAUGAGGAUCCUGCAAUCUUGCUAAACUCUGGGAAAAAAGGGAACAAAGACCCAAAAAAGAGGAAGGUUGAUGAAAAUAGCUUUAGCCCUUCAAAGCAAGAUAAUUCUCCCUCUGCUAAAAAAGCAAAACAAACCAAGGAUGACGUGAAAGAUCUUGCUUUGUGCAGUGCAAUCCUUUCAGAAAUGGAGUCCCAUGAGGAUGCAUGGCCUUUCCUACUUCCUGUAAACUUGAAACUUGUUCCUGGUUACAAAAAGGUUAUUAAGAAACCAAUGGAUUUUGCUACAAUACGAGAGAAGCUCAGCAGUGGACAGUAUCCUAACUUUGAAGCCUUUGCUCUAGAUGUCAGACUUGUCUUUAACAACUGUGAAACAUACAAUGAAGAUGAUUCAGACAUAGGUAGAGCUGGACACAAAAUGAGGAUACACUUUGAAAAAAGAUGGACAGAAAUUUUCAAUGUAAGCUGAAGCUUUUCUGAGAUCUUAGUUACAUGGACACCAAGACCAGCAAUGUGAAUGGUAUUUACACAGAGGUGCAAGAACUCUUUCAGUUCCUCGAAAACAGAUAUGUGCUAUCACGGGACGCAUUUUGAUAAAAAGUUCAUACCUAACAAAACCAUAAUCUUUGGUUUUUGGUCUAUGUGUUUUAUCAACUACUGUUAGGUAGUACAGGGAAGCACACCCAAAGAAUUUUAAAAUGGGGGUGUUAUAGUGCAAUAGCUAUUAAAAUAAAUCAUAACGCACUGAAUCUUCAACCACCAGAGCUGUACUGAGGGAAUGAACCAUCAUUUCCUUUCAAUAAAUAUCUCUAUUUUUUUUUAUUAUAUAUUUUGUUUGAUAUUUUUUUUAUUUUGUAGCUUUUUUUUAGUGAAUGUAUUUAAUUUUAAGAAUUAUUUAUGAUUGAAUAGUAAACAAAAACUUCGUUUUCUGUGAAAAGGAAGACUAGAAAAAAAAAUUGCUUUAAAUCUUGAAAAUACAAGAAUGUUAAAAAAAAACUUAAAACAAAGCCAAGUAAAACUGUUUACACUAACGUGCUGGGAAAAAAAGCACGGAAAUGGAACUUUCACUGUAGAGAUACAAGCGCAUUUAUAUAAAUAUACAUAUGUUGCUGCAUCACUGAUAUAGUUAAAUUGUAUUUCAAGAUGGUGAAGACAAACUGAAAAAUAUGUAUAUACUGUUCAUUAUUGUUUAUAUUAAGUCUUGUUAAAAUAUGUAUGAUGUGUACAUAUUGUUUGCAGACAUUUUCUAUGAUGUCGGCCUUAGAAGGAUUGUAGCAUUUAAUUUUAGUCUUCAGGUGAAUAUGAAACUAUAGCUUGUACAGUACCCUCUACCAACACUGUGGAGUCUCCCCAAUAUUGGUAGUGCCUGCCUUUAAAACAGGGUGUAGGGGAUAUUUAGGUUUCCAUUUUAUUUUCUAUUUUGUUAUAUUUCAUGCCAGCUAGGCCUAAAAUAAAGUAUAAUCAUUUGUAUCCAUGUGAAAUAAACUUGUGACAAUUUCCUACACACAGUAUUUUUUCAUAGUAACAUUUCCCUUCAUUUGCCUUGCCACAGAAAUAACAAUAAUACAAAGGCAUUUGUAACCACUGUGUUUUAUCUACUGUGAGUUAUGGUGGCCUGUCGGAGGCAAGAUCAGACAUUUUUUGUACCAAUUGUACUUGAAGUUGUUUUAUUUAAAACAAAAAUGUUGUGAAAAGGGUAGUUUUUUCACUAGUAUGUGUGGCACGGAUACAAUAAAAGACUGUUUUUCAAUA